UGGAACGGCGAAGGAUGCUGAAUUCUUUUUGAUUUUCGUUCGUCCCUGCAGCCAGCUUGGCUGGCGUGCACUUGCCCUUGGAAGAGAUCGCGCUGACCAGCUCGGCUCAGAUCCGCAAGCUGGAAAUCAUCAUGGAGGAGUUGGACAAGAGGCUGGGCCGGCGCGACCCCGAGUGGGACGUCAGCUCGAUCCACAAGAAAGAUCUCCUGGCCACUCUCCAUCUGCUGGUUGCCAUGGUGAGACAUUUCCAGCCCGAGCUGGAGUUGCCCUCCGACGUGAAGGUUCAAGUUGCGCUCGUGGAAGUGAGCGGGACGGGGAUCCGAUCAGACGUUCGAAGCGAAGUCCUAACAGGAGAGAGCAGCCAUUCGGACAACCUCGGCAGCACCCACGGGGACGCUAAUCAAGUCGAGGAGCUGCUGAGGAUGGAGGCUCACGAGGUCGCACUGGCGAAGCAGGUAGAAAAACCACGAGGGGAAAGCCGGGGCAAGGCCUUGUUGGAUUUUACAACCUUUGCGUCUUUCGUGGCAUCAAGUUUUUGUGGCCCGACGCGGAUAAACGUGUUAAUGGUGUCGCGGAGUGCAAAGUUCUGCAACAAGUUUUUGAAUUGAAUCAAAAUAUCACUCAAAGUCAUCAAAAAGCAAAGUGUGGUGAGUCUCUGUCACCCCAAUGUAUCAAUGUCGCAUCACUGGUGAGCUAUUUUUAGAACAGACCUCUGGGGUACUCGUGUUCUACUUGAUGGUAACUACUACCCGGUGGAACUUUAUUAUUAUUAUUUUUUUACUUUUAGGAAAAUGCCCAUUAAUCAACAGAGCAAAUAGCCAUCCAUGUUUGCAGUUUCUCUUUUUGCCUUACUCCCUCCCUUCAUCUCCGCGCAUA
Hippocampus comes (tiger tail seahorse) is the source of this 876-nucleotide messenger RNA. RefSeq names its product gamma-parvin-like. Bases 132 to 608 code for a protein of 158 amino acids. Gene Ontology annotation, cellular component: cytoplasm; actin cytoskeleton; focal adhesion. Gene Ontology annotation, biological process: establishment or maintenance of cell polarity regulating cell shape; substrate adhesion-dependent cell spreading; actin cytoskeleton organization. The transcript is spliced from 6 exons. Gene Ontology annotation, molecular function: actin binding. The record is from RefSeq and is a predicted model, not a curated record. NCBI's taxonomy places the organism in Eukaryota, Metazoa, Chordata, Actinopteri, Syngnathiformes, Syngnathidae.